This is a messenger RNA of Hepatospora eriocheir, 768 nucleotides long. The record is from the annotation of a GenBank genome assembly. NCBI's taxonomy places the organism in Eukaryota, Fungi, Microsporidia, Hepatosporidae.
AUGAAUUGUAAAGUGCUUUAUGUUUUUGUAGAUAUUAAAAUAGACAUCCAACAUUUAUAUGAACUUAUAGUUAGUAAUUUUAGUGAUAAAAAUAUUGCUUUAUUAGGAACAAUUCAAUUUAACAGUGCUGUUAAUAGACUUUGUCAUAAAUUUAAAACAUCCCAAAACAAUAAUGUUAAUAUUCCUAGAGUUAGACCAUUAAGUAAUGGAGAGGUAUUGGGUUGUACUAGUCCUGUAAUUAAAGAAGAUAUUGUUGUUUAUAUUGGAGAUGGAAGAUUUCAUUUAGAAUCAGCUAUGAUUAGAAACCCUCAAAAAGAAUUCUAUAAAUACUCACCGUAUGACAGAAAAUUAACAAAAGAAUUUUAUGAUUUUGAUAAAAUGAUUAACCUUCGUAAUGAAGCUUCUACUGUUUUAAAAAAAUCAAAAUAUGAAAAUAUAACAUUUGGAGUUAUUUUAUCAAAUCUUGGUAAACAAGCUAAUCAAUAUUUAUUUGAAAGAGUUGUUAAAAAGUUAAAAAGUUUUAAUAUUAAAGUUUAUAAAAUAGUAUGCGGUGAAAUUAAUAAUGAAAUAUUGAAGAUUUACUCAUUUUGUGAUGGGUUUGUUCAAAUUGGAUGUCCCAGAUUAAGCAUUGAUUGGGGGUGUGGGUAUAUUAAACCACUUUUAUCACCUUAUGAAAUUUUUAGAUAUUUAGAUGAUCAUAAAGGUGCAUAUAUGAUGGAUUAUUACUCAAAAGAAGAAAAAAACCCCUGGAGUAUGUAUGGUGAAUAA